AUGAGCAUUGCUGAUUUUGCGGAGAGAGAGUUUGCAAAAGUUGAGGAAGCAGAAAGAUUUUACUGCAACUAUGCUCUUGCAAUUGGUUUUAGCAUAAGAAGAAGUCGUUUGAGACGUAGCAAGGGUGGGGUUGUGAUGGGAAGACAAUGGGUGUGUUCAAAAGAAGGGAGUAGAUCAAAGAAAUGGACGAAAUAG
Messenger RNA from Prunus armeniaca (apricot), 195 nucleotides. The record is from the annotation of a GenBank genome assembly. Lineage: Eukaryota; Viridiplantae; Streptophyta; Magnoliopsida; Rosales; Rosaceae.